This is a messenger RNA of Funneliformis caledonium, 4257 nucleotides long. The record is from the annotation of a GenBank genome assembly. Lineage: Eukaryota; Fungi; Glomeromycota; Glomeromycetes; Glomerales; Glomeraceae.
AUGCCAAAUCAUUUGAUUACUUUAUUUCUCAUUCCAUUAUUAUUCACGUUAAUUUACGCAGAAUACAGAACACUUAACGGUACAAAUAAUAAUUUGAAAUACCCAUCGUUAGGUGUCAUAUCAUCACCAUUAUCUCGAUCAAACCCACCAAUUUCUUUCUAUACAAACAUUAAUGAUGACAAUGUGAUGUCCAUGAUCCCAACACCAGGAAAUUAUUCUUCAAGGGUACCGAAGGCAUUUGCAAAUUGCACAGCUGCUUUACCCAAGAAUGUAUUUCCAUUACCUAGGUGUGCAAGCAAUAAGAUUGGAUCCAUACAAGCAAGUAUGGAUGAUGUUUACAAUUUAGAUCUCUUGGACAAGUACAAAUCAAAACGUAAAAUUUCUCACAUUUUUACUUAUUGGGGAUUCUUUACGAAAAUGGAUAUAUCUUCUGGAGAUUAUUCUGGAGUAAAUUACCCAACCGGAAUUUAUAUCCCUCAAGAUGAUCAAACAUACUUGUCACAAAAUCCUCAAAAUGCAAGUCUCGUGAUAUAUCUGCCAGCAAUGCAAUUUAAUCGAUCAUCUCCGACAGCAGGUUCGGUGGGAAAAAAUGUAGGCACCCCAUUUUUAGACGGAUCACAACUAUAUGGUCAUGAUCUUGAGAAAUUAUCCCGUGUACGUGAUUAUGGGAAUCAUGGAAAGAUGUUGUUAUAUUAUAGUAAUCAUUCAGAAGACUCACAGUUUGGAUAUCCACCAACAGAUGAAAAUGGGGAAUAUAUUUUUGGAUACACGGCUAUCAAAGGAAGGAAUGUAUUUACCGAUAUGUUUCACACGGUAUUCUUAAGAGAACAUAAUAAGAGGUGUGAUUUAUUAUGGGAGUUACAUGGAGAUGAUUGGGACGAUGAAAUAUAUUUCCAAGAAUGUAGAAAAUGGGUUAUCGCUUUAUUGCAACGUGUUACUUUUUAUGAAUAUCUCGGCAUUGCUUUAGGAUCACCUCUACCACCAUAUGAAGGAUAUAAUCCAAGUUUAGUACCUAGUAUAGAUACAUUUUUUUCAACCGUUACGUAUAGAUAUGGUCAUUCCGAAGUCAGUGAUUAUCAUAGUAUUGUUGAUAAUAACGGACAAGUGUUGGCCACAUUAUCAUUAAAUUCACUACAGAGACCUCGCUUGCUAGAAACCUAUGGCGUGCCUUCCAUAGCUCUUUCAUUAGCUCUUCAAAGACAAGAAGAAACCGAUAUAUUUUUUUCGGAUUUGAUGAGAAACUUUACGUCACAUCAUCAAAAUAUUACAGAAAAUAUGGAUAUCUUUAGUAUUGAUGUAAUAAGGAACAGAGAUCAUGUAAUACCAUUAUAUAAUGAUGCCAGAGAAGCUAUGGGAUUAAAAAGAGCCACACAAUGGUCAGACAUAACAAACGAUACUGUCGUACAAAGUAGAUUGAUUGAAACUUAUUCAAAUGAUAUUGAUAAAGUUGAAGCAUAUCUUGGUGGACUUGCUGAGGAUCAUUGGAUGUUGACAAGAGAUUCAGACAGACUUUGGUUUGAAGAAGCUGAUGCUGAACUUAGCUAUCAAGAACUUUUUGAGAUAAAUCAUACAACUCUAUCACAAAUAAUAGCGAGGAAUUCACCGAACACAUAUAAAUUACCGGCAAAUAUAUGGAUAACACAACCAUCAACAUCAUUAAAAUCCGUAAAGCCGGCCUAUACACCAGACUAUAUACCAAACAAUGAUGAAGACAACAUUCUUCAAAAUGAUCUUUUCUAUUCUUCAUCAAAUCAUUUAACAUUUUCAGAUGAUUAUGAGAUGUUUUGGGAAAUAAUUGGUCUUAAUAUUCAUCUCAAGUUAAUUUCGGCUAGUACGGUUGGAUGGUUCGCCAUUGGUUUCAGUGACCCCAACGAUAGAAGCAUGAUCACUUCCGACAUGAUCAUUUGUCGGAACAUUAACGAAUCUUAUCUUGAAGUAAAACAAUAUAAAGCAAAUGCUUAUUUCACUCCUCAAUUAGUUGAUGAUCAGAAUCAAUUAAUUAAAAGGACAAAUCAGAGGAUUAGUAGUGGUAUUUAUACUCAUGUUGAAAUAGUUAGGCCAUUAAACGUCAAAGGAAGUUACAUGAAACCUAUUACCGCCGAUAGGAAUUUAUCACUGAUCUAUGCGUGGAAUCCAAAUAGUAACGUUUUAACGUAUCAUGCAGGAAAUAGGGGAGUAAUACCGAACUUGAACUUCUUUUCAGAUGCAACAUUUAUAAAUAAAAGAAGACAAAAUUUAUUAUCUCAUGGAAUUGGAAUGUUCCUAGUAUGGGGAAAUUUACAAUUGUUUGGAACGGUGAUCGUUGCCAUAUUUGGCGGCAUAGCCUUGGCCAUAAUGGAAACACGAUUCAUAAAAGGUGCUCACGGAAUAAUCGGAAUAACAAUAUUUUGUAUAAUGGGUGUACAGAUUGGAAUAGGGAUGUUCAAUAUCUGGAAUCUUGUAAACGUUGAAUCAGUUAAUAUGGGGAUUAUCAAAUUAUUCAAAAUUAUUCAUUUGUUUUUGGGAAUUGCAUUAAUCAUUCUCGCAUGGGUGAAUAUGUAUAUUGGAAUAAAAGAUUAUAACAGAGAAAAUUUUUGGAGUAAUAAUCGUUGGAUUACUAUUUAUUUAAUUUGGAUAGGACUAAUAGUGGCUACAUUCUUUAUAAGCGAAAAUAUAUUUAGAGUGAGAAAUAUGAAAUUUUUGUAUACUAUGGUUAACGAGGAUACACGUGUCACCGAAUUCCGAUUACAACAUUACAUUAGAGAUUAUGAUCAAUUACCAACAAUGACAUUGGAUGAAUUUAAUCAAAGAGUAAUUCGUGGAAUGAAGUUGGUCAUAGUGGAAGGUAUGAUAUUUGACAUAAGUAAAUGGAUGAAAUAUCAUCCUGGAGGGGUAAAAAUCUUACAAAGAGUGAUUGGAACUGAUAUCACAAAGGACUUCUUUUAUAUCACUCGUAAAUACGAAGACAGUCAAUCAAGUAGUAAUGAUGAUAAAGAAGAAUUUCUCACAUUUAAUGAAAAGGAUCAACAGUUUAGCAAUAUUUUUAAAAGGAAUAAUAUGAAUAGAAGGGAUAAGAAUGAGACAUUUGCAAACUUUAUUGAUAUUAUCAAUGUAAAUAAAUUUUUUGGAAGAAAGUUAAGUAGAGUUGCCGUUCAUAGUCAUUCACUGUACGCGACGACCAAAUUGGCCACCAUGGUUGUUGCUAAUCAUUUUGAUUCAUCUGAUUUAUCCAUCUUUCAUAGGUGCAUAAUAACAAAUAUUGAAAUAGUGACAAAUCAUGAUAUUUACAAAUAUGGAUCACCAAUAGUUAAAAAAUUUACAUUAAAGCCGAUUCGGAAACAUGAUAAUUUUCCUGUUAGAAAAUUCAUUCCCGGAGAUUAUAUUGAAAUCAUGUGUUACAUCGAUAAUCAAAUGAUCAUUAGAAAAUAUACGCCUUUAUUGCAAGAAUUUUCCGAAGAAUAUGACGAGGAUGUUGAUAGAAAUAAUUAUAAUUUGGAUAGAAGGUUUUGGAUAUUAGUGAAAAUUUACAAGGAUGGAUUCAUGUCUAAAUAUAUGGACAGACAAUUAAAUAAUUUCGAAAUAUCGGUUAGAGGGCCGUUUAACGUCUCUGAAAGCAUUUUCAAAAACAUUCCAAUGCCAAUUGAUCAACCCAUACCUAAUAUUUUGUUAAAUCCAAAUCAACCAAAUGGUUGCUGGAGUAAUCUAUUCAUGAUUUGUGGUGGUUCUGGUAUAACUCCAAUGUUACAAUUGAAUUCAUUAAAACAAAGUUACGCGCCACCAAAUACUUACAAGUUACACUUAUUAUUUGCAAAUAAUACGGCUGCAGAUAUUAUUUAUCCAAAACAUUUAGAUAGUUUAGUUAGAAAAUUUAAAGGAAAUCUUACUAUUGAUUAUAUACUUUCUAAUCCGCCAGAUAAUUGGGAUUGUCUUAAAGGAUACAUUGAUGAUGUUAUUUUGUUUGAUUGGUUAUCCUUCAAAAUUAAUACCGGUUCUCAUCUUUCUAUCGACAUUCAUCCUAACCUUGGUCAACAAAGUCAAGUAGAAUAUACUAGUGGCGUGAUACCUAAUCAAACAGUUUAUUAUCCUCGACCACAGGAUCCAUUAAUCGAGUCUUCUGUUUCACAUUCUACAGUUCUUCAUCCUCCCAAUAUUGCUAUCAAUUAUUUUCCUGAUGAAUCUAAAAUUAUUGUUUGUGGUAAUAAGGGUUUUAUGAUUUCUAUUCAAGAUAUUUGUAAUAGGAUUGGUAUUAAGGAAGAAAAUACUUUAUUUUUAGUAUAA